Molecule: messenger RNA, 3306 nt
Organism: Penicillium atrosanguineum
Lineage: Eukaryota; Fungi; Ascomycota; Eurotiomycetes; Eurotiales; Aspergillaceae
Exons: 6
Coding region: 1-3306 (1101 amino acids)
Biological process (GO): intracellular protein transport; vesicle fusion with Golgi apparatus; endoplasmic reticulum to Golgi vesicle-mediated transport
Cellular component (GO): Golgi membrane; endoplasmic reticulum; Golgi stack
Source: RefSeq, a predicted model, not a curated record
AUGUUCCGAAUCCUCGAGUCGCAAGCUCCGGCCAAACAAACGGCAACGGACACAAUCGAUGUACUUAGCAGUCGGUUGCAAAAUGCAACUUUACUGGAAGAUCGGCGCGCCGCCAUACAAGGAUUGAGAAGCUUUGCAAAGAUUUACCCUGCAUCGGUAGCUUCGGGAGGUCUGCGAUCGUUGAUCAGCAGCCUGCGCAAUGAUCAGGAAGAUGUGGACACCACCAAAGUGGUCCUUGAGACCCUUUUGAUGCUAUUCACGCCAGACGAGACGAGUCCUGAAGCGUCUGAUGAAAUAGCUCUAUGGUUGGCAGAUGAAUUCACACAGAGACAAGACAAUAUUACGAUUCUUCUAGACCUGCUAGAAACCAGAGAAUUUUACUCCCGUCUAUAUUCCCUCCAAUUGAUGUCCCACAUCUGCAGUGCGAGACCGGAGCGAACACAAGAGUGCAUCUUCACUGCGCCCUUGGGAAUUUCCAAGCUGGUUAGCGUGCUAACGGAUAUUCGAGAGCCUGUCAGAAAUGAGGGCCUAGUGCUUCUCAUCGCCCUGACCCCCUCCUCCGAGGAGCUGCAAAAACUGGUCGCCUUCGAAAACACCUUCGAAAUUAUUUUUUCAUUGAUCGACACAGAGGGGUCUAUGAUACAUGGUACAGAAGUGGUCGAGGAUUGUCUUUCCUUGCUCGCGAAUCUGCUUCGAUUCAAUGUUUCAAACCAGUCGUUCUUCCGGGAGACCGGCUGCGCAAAGAAGGUCACGAAGCUUCUUAUUGAUUGUCAGCAAGAGGACGACGAGCCUCCUGCGCAAUGGACUUUGUUGCAACGAGACAAGAAUGUUUGGGGUCUUUUGGCCAUCAUCCAGUUAUUCUUGGUCCGAGGUGGUAUGAGUACGCCCAUCAACCAGACAGCCUUUUGGCAGAAUGGUGUGACGGAGCAGGUCUUAAGCAUUGCCUUUGGCCAGAAGUUCAGUGUCAAUGUUACCGCGAAGGCUCUUUCUACCUGCGCUGAUCUCAUCCGCGGAAACUCUCCAUUGCAGGAGAGGUUUGGUGACAUUGAAGUGAUCUGGGGCUCUGUACCCCAUGACCCGACUGUCAAUGGCAAUGCGGCAGAACCAGAACGAAUCAACGUUAUCGAAGCUUUUUUGAAACUAAGCCUUCAACCUUCACCCAACAACAUGCUAGAUGCGCGUCUUGCGGCCUGUGAGUGUAUGAAGGCAUUCUUUGCUCAGCACACUGGUAUCCGUAUGCAUGUUCUUCGCCGAGCCAUCGAUGGACAUCUCAGCGGCCAGGACCGCAUCCCCAACAUCAUGUCUGUCUUGCUUACGGCACCGGAAUCUCGGGGCAAUGCAGACCCAUACCAAGUCUGGAUGGCUUGUGUGUUAAUGUUCCACCUAAUCUCCGAUGACGAGGAGGCAAAAGCCACUGCCAUGAAAGUCACGGAGGGCGAUGCUGAGAGUGGCGAAGAGGUUGUCACCAGUGUCCAGUCAGUGGUUGGCAACUUGAUCACUGGCCUGCAACGAGGCGAUGACGAAAGGAUCACUGUUGGCUACCUGAUGCUACUUUGUGGCUGGCUCUUCGAAGACCCGGAUGUUGUCAAUGACCUCCUCGGAGAGGGAAGUAGCAUUCAGACCCUUCUCCAAGAGAUUAAACACCAAAGAGUCCCGAGCAAGCUGAUUCCCGGUCUGUGCACCGUUUUGCUUGGAAUUAUCUACGAAUUUUCCACCAAAGAUUCCCCAAUCCCUCGAGUCACCCUACACAAGCUUCUUCUCGAACAGCUUGGGAGAGAGCAGUACAUUGAUAAGAUCACAAAACUGCGCGAAUGCCCCUUGGUCCGGGACUUUGAGGUUCUUCCUCAGACGGCAGCUGGUCAAAUUGACGGCGGGCUUCCUGAGGUAUUCUUCGAUCGCUCUUUUGUUGAAUUCCUCAAAGAUAACUUCAGCCGAUUCAUCCGGGCCAUCGAUCGAGAACCGGGCUUCGAAAUAUCUGUUAUGGCCAAUGGUGUUGAGAAGGGCGUCUCUCGCGAAUUGGUGGAUUCCCUACGUGCUGAACUUGACGAUCGGAGCCAGUCCCUCCAGAAACUGGAGAGCGAUCUUGUGAGUAUUCAACGCAGGCUUGACCAGGAGCAGCUGGACCAUCGCAAGACGAAGGAGUCGACCUCUGCCGAGAUGUCCAAGGCGCAGCAGGGUACCCAGUCCCUCCUCCAGUCACAUGAGCAGGCAAUGUCCAAGCUGGAUGAACAACAUAAAGCGUCGAAGAACGAGCUACUGAAGCAACACGGAGAGCAGCUUCGUGCCAUUGACAAUCAAUUGAAGGCGGCCUCGGCCGACUUCGAAAAGAAGAGCGCAAAGGUGAAGGCGCAUCACGACCAGGAAGUUGCUGGCUUGCAAAAGACCAUCCGUCAGCUGGAGUCUGAACUCUCAAAGGCCCGUGAACAGCAUGCCGGUGAGGUUGCCAGCUUGCAACAGGGUAGGCGGAACCUGGAAUUUCAGCUAUCUAAAGUCCAAGAACAGCAUGCUGGCGAUGUUGCUGGCCUGAAAAAGACGAUCCACGAGCUUGAGUCUACUGCCAGCCAGUUCAAAGAAGGUCAUGCAGGAGAAAUUUCAGAUCUCACUCAAAAGCUCCAGAGCCUCGACUCUACUCUCGGAUCCACCAGGGCACAGCAUGACACAGAAAUUGCGGGCUUCAAGACUACUAUUGAAAAUCUGGAGUCUGACUUGGCCGCCGUUGAGGCAGUCAAGGACCAGCAUGAGAAGGAUGUUGCAAGCUCCGAGUCUAAGAUUAAAAGCCUGGAGUCAGACUUGUCUGCAGCCAAGGGGCGCAAUCAAAAGCACGAGGCGGAGGUCGUGGGCUUCAAGACUGCCAUUGGAGAUCUGGAGUCACAAAUGGCCGCGGCCGAGGGUCAACACACAUCCAAGACAGCCGAACUCAAGAAGUCUAUGGAGAUUCUUCAAGCGGACCUGGCCAAAUCCCAGGAACAGUCGGGCAAAGAUAAGGAGACAGCCAGCGAAGGUUUCAAGUCCAAAUACUCGGAACUGGAAGCACGCGCCGCCGAGGCGGAGCGCAAGGUGAAGGAGGCCGAGUCACAGGCUCAUAACGCAGCCGAUGCGCUCAAGAAGAUCCAGGCUCAGCUUGAGAAGGCUCAGUCGGAAGCGAAAGAAAAGGACGAAGCUCGCCAAGCUACUCAGACCGAAUUGGAUGACCUUCUCAUUGUCUUUGGUGACCUUGAGACUAAGAGGAAUGAGGACAAGCAACGGCUUAAGGAUUUGGGACAAGAAGUUUCCGAGGAUGAGGAUGAGGACGACGACGAGGAAUAG